This is a messenger RNA of Cynara cardunculus var. scolymus (artichoke), 417 nucleotides long. Its product is annotated as protein IQ-DOMAIN 31. The record is from RefSeq and is a predicted model, not a curated record. NCBI's taxonomy places the organism in Eukaryota, Viridiplantae, Streptophyta, Magnoliopsida, Asterales, Asteraceae. Bases 1 to 417 code for a protein of 138 amino acids. The transcript is spliced from 2 exons. Gene Ontology annotation, molecular function: protein binding.
AUGGCAAAAACCCGUAAAAGUUGGUUUGGUGUUGUCCGAAGAAAGUUUCUACGGUCAUCUCCACGUCCUUCUGAGACCAUCGUGGUCCUCCACACCAUGAAUACUACAUUCUCCGACGAACCACCGCCACCGCCACCGCCACCUCCAUCAACCACCACUGUAACUGAAGAUCAUGUUUGUGACACCCCACGGUCAAUCAAAGAGAUUGUUGCAGCCACAAAAAUCCAAGCUUGCUUUCGGUGUCACCUUGCACGAAGAGCACGUAAGGCACUGAAGAGUCUUGUGAAGCUACAAGCAUUGGUACGAGGAGCGUAUGUGAGGAAGCAAUCUCGUAUAGCUUUAGAAUGCAUGCACACACUUGCACGACUUCAGGUCGUGACUCGAGCUCGCCAGCUUCAGCUCCUCACUUCUAACUAA